This is a messenger RNA of Bursaphelenchus xylophilus (pine wood nematode), 2496 nucleotides long. NCBI's taxonomy places the organism in Eukaryota, Metazoa, Nematoda, Chromadorea, Rhabditida, Aphelenchoididae. The record is from the annotation of a GenBank genome assembly.
AUGGCAACCAUCAAAGUGUCGGCAGGCUUAAAUGCGGAAGUUUUCACCCUUCCUGACGCCCAGGUGGUUAUUGUCGGCAAACAUAAACUUCUGAAACAGCUCACCUUCGACAGUGAACUAGCCCGAAAGCUAAAAGGAGUGGACGAAAAGUUAUUUCAGUUAGCUGUAAGCCAGUUACAACCGAGCUCUUCAGUUUCGUUGUAUCUAGAUUUAGCCAAGGUAAGCUCAGAUUAUUUGGCACAUUUUAGUGUGUAUUUGUUAGAUAAUCUCCGUUUCCGACGAGACCAGUCGUUGCAACGCGCCAUCGAACUCCAACGAGAUCUUCAAGGAACUCAAAUCUCUGAGGCUUUCCAAUAAUGUCAAGGUGAUUUCAACGUGUCCGUCCAUAAAGGGCAGGUGCCGUAAUGGGCAGAUUGAUGUCAUGAGCUAACGCUUUUUCGCCGUUAUAAACCAAAAUUGGGCAGCUAAUUUCUACAUACUCUUGUUCAGAAUUCUUUGAUGUAUCUCUCGACCUAUCCGUUGUCGGGAAAUUAACGGCGGGUCGUCGCGGCAAAAUGUCUCGCCUCACCGCUAUCGUGCACCAAAUUCCCAGCCGCGGUUUGCCGUUGCAAAGCGAUGAUGAGCGAUGCCGAGGCGCGACGAUCCGCCGUUAUUUUCCCGACAGACUGAUAGUAAAAUUCUACCGCCACCGACGAUUCAAACUCUGGCGAAUCGGUAAUUGAUCGCUGGACUGAAUCCUCGCGGAUUCUGUCAAAAGUCGACCUUGCACAGAAUCCGCUGGGUUUGCUAUUAUAGCGUCUGCCCAUUGUGGUCCGUUCCCAAUUUUAAUAAUUUUUUUUCAUCAGGCUUUGGUUAUUGUUAUCUUCGCCGAGUUUGAACAUGUUUUGCCGUCUGUUAUUGCCGCAGCCAGAGCAUUUCCUGCAUUCUCGAGGAAGACCUCAGGAAAGCAAUUGGAGGACGUUCAAGUUGAGGUUGUUGUCACGACCGAAGGAAAGGUAUAUUUACAUUUUACAAAAGUUUAUAUAAGGAUGGUGACAUACAAAUCAAAUCGGGUUUCGUGGCCAGAAACCGCGAUUUCUUGUCUGUUAGGCUUCUAGACAAGAAAUGCGCAAUUCUUGUCUGAGCAGAGAAAAAAAGAAAAAAAUUUUCACGGGGAGAGAGCAGAAAUUUGCACAAUAUUGCGCAAUGUUACGCAAGUUGAGAAUUACGCAUUUCUUGUCUAGAGGCCUAACAGAGAAGAAAUCGCGGUUUCUGGCUACGAAACCCGAUUUGAUUUGUAUGUCACCAUCCUUAUAUUAUAUUUAAAUUAAAAUCUUGAUUUAGCAACUUUCUCCAUUGGAUUUGAACUUUUUGAAUUGGAUAAGCAAUUAUUCGCGAAUUUGCGCCAAGCAGAUCGACACCCCUUGCUCCGAAAUGAAUUCGUCGGCGUUUGCUGAGGAGACAGUGAAGAUUGCAGAGAAUCUCGGAAUCCCAAUAAAAACAACUUUAGUUAAAGUAAGGAACAUUGUAAAUCGGAUCACUUUCUUGGAUUACAAGGAUGACAAAAAUAGCUUCGAAAUUCUUCCAGGGCGAUGACUUGUUGAAGCGUGGCUUCGGGGGUAUCUAUCAUGUGGGUAAAGCUGCUGAACAUCCUCCCAUCUUCCUCUGCUUCUCUCACAAUCCAAGUGGUGCCACGAAGGAUAUUGCACUCGUUGGAAAAGGAAUAAUGUUUGAUACUGGAGGAAUGCAAAUCAAGACCAAGACUGGGAUGCCGUGUAUGUAACGCGAUUCCUUAUGAAGUUUUUUCAGCAAUGAAGUGCGAUAUGGGCGGGGCAGCGGCAGUGUUUGCUGCUUUUUGCACACUGGUACAGUCAGGAUUCAAGCAGAAUCUCCAUUGUUUGCUGUGCAUUGCCGAGAACUCGGUCUCUCCGAAAGCCAAGUAUGUUUUGGUCCGUUAUUUAGAUGCCUUUAAUUAUAAUUUAUAGCCGACCAGAUGAUAUCAUUACCAUGCUGAGCGGGAAGUCUGUGGAAAUUGCGAACACGGAUGCCGAAGGUCGUCUUGUCUUGGCUGAUGGUGUGUUUUAUGCCAUGAGUGUUCUCAAAGCGAGCACUAUAAUUGAUGUGGCAACACUCACUGGAGCUCAGGCAUAUGUUUCUGGCAGAAUUCAUGCUGCUGUCCUUUGCAACAAGGAAGAAACGGAGCGAUUGGUGGUGAAGUCGGGUAGAAAGAGUGGAGAUCUUGUCCACCCACUCCCUUAUGCGCCGGAUCUACAUUUCUCGGACCUCAAGUCUCAGGUUGCAGAUAUGAAGAAUUCGAAUCUUGGUUCAAUGGAAGGUCCGCCAAGUGCAAUUGCUGGUCUCUUCAUCGCUUCUCACAUCGAUUUCACUGAAGAUGUGAACUGGAUUCAUUUGGAUAUUGCUGCCCCGGCCUUUAAGAACGAUAGAGCCACAGCCUUUGGUCCUCCUUUGAUCUGCUCGGUUCUUUCGGAACAUUUGGAUGUUCCAUUGCUAAACUAG